ACACAUCAGCAACUCAACAAAAAAAAAAAGACGUAUUUAAAUGAACAAAACAUCGUGUGGGCCUUUCUCAUUUCUUAACCACGUCGUCGACACAAAGCGAUCGUUUACGUCUCUCUCUCUUUCUCUUUCAGUCUCCUCAUCACCGACGAAGAUCGCGGCCGAGUUCUCUCUUCAUCAUCGGAAUCUCGUCUUUUUUUUUUUUCACCCGUAGAUCGAUCCAGCUACGAGAUCAACGAUGAAUCCUGAAUAUGACUAUCUGUUCAAGCUUUUGCUAAUCGGUGAUUCUGGUGUUGGAAAGUCAUGCUUGCUUCUAAGGUUUGCUGAUGAUUCCUACCUGGAUAGCUACAUCAGCACCAUUGGUGUCGACUUUAAAAUCCGCACAGUUGAACAAGAUGGAAAGACCAUCAAACUCCAGAUUUGGGAUACGGCAGGCCAAGAACGUUUCAGAACGAUCACUAGCAGUUACUACAGAGGAGCUCAUGGAAUAAUUGUGACUUAUGAUGUAACGGACCAAGAAAGCUUCAACAACGUCAAGCAGUGGCUAAAUGAAAUCGACCGCUACGCCAGUGAGAAUGUGAACAAGCUACUGGUUUGGGAACAAGUGUGAUCUCACAUCACAGAAAGUUGUAUCUACUGAGACAGCUAA
Eutrema salsugineum is the source of this 646-nucleotide messenger RNA. Its product is annotated as ras-related protein RABD2b. Bases 236 to 607 code for a protein of 123 amino acids. The transcript is spliced from 6 exons. Lineage: Eukaryota; Viridiplantae; Streptophyta; Magnoliopsida; Brassicales; Brassicaceae. The record is from RefSeq and is a predicted model, not a curated record. Gene Ontology annotation, molecular function: GTPase activity; GTP binding.